Molecule: messenger RNA, 675 nt
Organism: Perca flavescens (yellow perch)
Lineage: Eukaryota; Metazoa; Chordata; Actinopteri; Perciformes; Percidae
Product: Fc receptor-like A
Exons: 4
Coding region: 1-675 (224 amino acids)
Biological process (GO): cell surface receptor signaling pathway; immune response
Cellular component (GO): external side of plasma membrane
Molecular function (GO): transmembrane signaling receptor activity
Source: RefSeq, a predicted model, not a curated record
AUGGUCCCAGGGGACAGUGGAGUUUACUGGUGUGAGUCCAGAGAGGGAGCAACCAGUAACAGCAUCACCAUCACUGUCACUGAUGGACCAGUGAUCCUGCAGAGUCCUGUCCUCCCUGUGAUGGAGGGAGAAGACCUCACUCUGACCUGUAGAACAAAGAUGUCCUCCAACCUCCCAGCUGGUUUCUAUAAAGAUGGCUCCUUCAUCAGGAAUGAGCCUGCAGGUCACAUGACCAUCCACCAUGUUUCCAGGUCUGAUGAAGGCCUCUACAGGUGUCACAUCAGCAGUGUUGGAGAGUCUCCACCCAGCUGGGUCUCUGUCACAGAGAAACCAAAGACCACAAGCCCUCCUACGAGCUCUCUGCCCCAUGACACGUCAGCUCCGCCCCCUGACACCACAGACCCACCAACCUCGUCAGUUCCGCCCCCUGAUACCUCAGCUCCGCCCCCAGCCUCAGACCCCCUCCAGCUUGUGAUCAGACUGGUCGUCCACCUGGUGGUGUUCUGUCCGUACUGCAUCUCCACUUUCAUCAUGGUGUCUUUAUAUCGACGUAGGACCACAGGAAACCUGCCUGUCUCCGUGGUGAUGACCCCUCCCACCCAGGCUGAGGAGGGAUUGGAGAUUGAAGACUAUGAUAAUGUCACCACUGCUGUCACCACAGAGCAUCACUUCUGA